AUAAGAAGAAAUACAUUAAACCCUAAUCUCUCUCUAAUUCUCUCUUUCUCCCUCUCACGCCGUCGAGUCUCAACUCCGGCUUCUCCGUUCCCUUCUCCCUUCCCGAGCAAGGAGACGCUCCGAGUCUCCCCAACCGAUACUACUCGUAUCACUGGUGCUUUCAUUGCCAUGACGUCUGAAGCAAUUACUAUGGCAGAUUUCCGGGAGUUCCAGCAGCAAAUCGACCGGCAGAUUCACGCCCAUACUACGAGUAUGCAAUCUCUGCAUCAACACACGGAUCAUCUUCAGCAACGUUUUGACGAAUUCUUAUGUCGGAUGGACAAAGCGCCUCCCCAUGUGGGUUCGGGUUUCCGCCCUCCCCAUGGUAGCGGCCAGGAUUCCAUUCCCGUCAUGUCCAAGUUGAAGUUGGAGAUACCAAAGACAGACGGGUCUGAUCCAUUGGGCUGGUUGUUCAAGGCGCACGAAUAUUUUGUCUUCUAUGCCGUACCGGAUGAGGCACGGUUACCCGCCAUCUCUAUGAUGCUUGAGGGGCCGGCUCUUGAUUGGUUUCGGUGGCGGCACCGGAACGGCCUCCUUACGUCUUGGGCGGAUUUUGUGAACCAAUUCAAGCUCCGCUUCGAUCCGCUCAGCUAUGUGGAUUAUUUCGCUCUUCUCUCUAAGAUUCAACAGACGGGCUCUCCCGUGAACUUGAGGUCAAAUUUACGGCAUGGACAACUGCCAUUCCCCAGCGGCCAACCAAAUUUUUUCCACCCCCGGCCACAUCGCCGUUAUUACCCACGCCCGGCACAAAACAGCCUCUGCCCGCACCCAAAUCUGCGGCUGGGUUACCCGUGCGCCGUCUAUCGUAUGCCGAGCGUAAGGAACGUGAUGCCAAAGGAGGGCCAUAAUUGUGGGCGUUUCUUGUUACUUUUCGAGGAUGAUGACGUUGAAGAUCCUUCGGACCCAGUCUUGGACGACACGGUGUUGUCUGCCGACGUGUCCUCUCUGCACAGCCUAGCUGGGGUGACGAUGCCUCGUUCUUUGCGAUUGUCCGGGAUGAUCGCGUCUGCGGUCGUCGACGUGCUAAUUGAUGGGGGUAGCACCCACAACUUUAUUCACCCCUCGGUUGUUGAGAAGUCCAAACUGCCAAUCAUGGAAGUCCCCGCGUUCUGGGUGUAUGUCGGCAAUGGCGCUUCUCUGACGUGGUUCUCGGGGUCCAGUGGUUGCAACUCUUGGGUACGGUUACUCACGAUUAUGCCAAUCUCACUAUGGGUUUUUCUUGGCAAGGAAGCCUGGCCGCUCGACCUCCCUGCCGACAUUCGGCGUGUGCUCCAGACCUAUGGCUCCAUUUUUUCACAGCCGACCGGCCUUCCUCCUAGGCGCUUAUGUGACCAUCGAAUUUUCCUACAGCCAGGGUUGAAGGUCACCCCAUUUCAGGUUGUUUACGGACGUCCCCCACCGGAGUUGGUGCCCUAUACUCGAGGUGCUAGUCGUGUACAGGCGGUGGACGAUAUCUUGGCCGAGCGCGAUGCUUUGUUGCGUCGUCUACGGGCUGAUUUGCAGGCCGCCCAGCACCGGAUGAAAAUGUUGGCAGACCGCAAGCGACGCGAGGUGGAAUUCGCGGUGGGCGACCUGGUUCUCUUGAAAUUACAGCCCUACCGUCAAACUUCAGUGGCUCGUCGGGUUUCACAGAAACUGUCCAUGCGUUUUUUUGGCCCGUUUGAAGUUCUUGAGCGCAUUGGACCAGUGGCAUAUCGCCUUAAGCUGCCCGAGACAUGUCGUAUACACCCGGUUUUUCACGUCUCUCUUUUACGGCCGAUUAAGGGGACUGCCUCUUCCCCUCCUAUCUUGCCCUUGCCCACUGACCUUGUGGAUGGCAGGUUGCCGUCUGUUCCGGUGCAAAUUCAUGACACACGUCGGGUCUUACAAAAUGGUGUCCCCGAAGAGCAGUACUUGGUGCGUUGGAGUGAUGGCACGCUAGAGGACGCUACUUGGGAACCGGCUGCAGCAAUCCGACGUGAUUUCCCUAAUUUACCUCAAGGUGGUUUCUGAUGCGCGGGAGAGUGUUAUGGAUCAAGAAGAGCCCAGCCCAACUCUUCGACAAAGCCGUAGGGUUCGGCGAGCACCCCCGUGGCAACGAGAGUUUGCCAUGCAAUAAUUCUAUUAUGCAUAUUAUUAUUAUUUCCAUUUAUUUAAUGUAAUAUAGAUUUUCUUAGGUG
Cuscuta campestris is the source of this 2198-nucleotide messenger RNA. The record is from the annotation of a GenBank genome assembly. Lineage: Eukaryota; Viridiplantae; Streptophyta; Magnoliopsida; Solanales; Convolvulaceae.